GUCACGUGAAGAAAGCAGUCGGGAGAGCUGCCGAAUACUAAUCAACCUGUUUCACAUCAUAAACGCGCUGCUACAUUCUGCAGCCGAGCUGUGCAACAGUGUAUCUCAACUUUGAGAUAGAUCUGACUUUCAAAAAAGGAUUUUAUCACCCGACCAGCGCUUGAGCUACGCCGAUCACUAUUUCAAAAAAAGGGCAAAACUUGCCUUUUCAGUAGCUCGUGUAGGGAUAUCAGUUAUAGCUCGACAAAAGGCGAAUGUCCAAUUUCGCUCGCAGGAAUUCUGAAUCUUAUGUGAUGCACUACUAAAUGGGCAAACUGGGAUCCGUAGGAUUUUAUGCUUAUGUGGUUUUCGAGGAACCCCGGCGUCUCUCUAUAACUCUUCAACUUGGCACGAACCAAUGCAGAUACCAAAGGACCGUUCCUGUGGUCUUGGAGACGGACUGUGUCCAUCAUUGCGUUAAGUGCUGUUUCGAAUAGUGCCCUUCUCUCCCAGCUCGCGGGUGACAUGCAGUCUCUCAUAUCUCCGGUUACCAAGGCUAUUUUAGUAGCUUUGUUUAUUUUUGCAAUCUUGCUCAUCCUUUAUGUGAUUUUAUGGUAUAUAUGCCGAGACGUGGAUUGUGAUCACGGAAUCUGAUUUUGGAAAGCUGGACACGGAUUUGAGGGUAUCAACAGAAAACCCUGACAUUGGCUAUAACCGAGAGACAAGGGUGACCGUGUUUUUCCCAAACAAAAUGGAAGGGUUGCCAUAGUGACGGGGGGCGCCAAAGGGAUGGGUUAUGAGACGGCGAGACAUUUGACGAGCCUGGGAAUGCAUGUUGUGAUAGCCGGGAACUGUGAGGAGGAGGGUAUAGCAGCUGUGAAGAAGAUCCAGGCGGAGAAGCAUGAGGGAGAAGUGGACUUUCAGUACCUUGAUCUGGCAUCCCUGAGCUCUGUCCGUCAGUUUGUCCAGAGGUUUAAAGACAGAGGCCUACCGUUACAUGUCCUUGUCAACAAUGCGGGUGUCAUGCUGGUUCCUGAGAGGAAGACAGAGGAUGGCUUUGAGCUGCACUUUGGCCUGAAUUAUUUGGGCCACUUUCUGUUGACCAACCUCCUUCUGGACACCCUGAAGAAGUCUGGGAGACCCGAAUCCUGUGCCCGAAUUGUCACUGUUUCCUCUGCUACGCAUUAUGGGGGUGUGAUCACCCUGGAGGACCUUCAGAGCAGGUCCUGCUACUGUUCCCACGGAGCAUACUCCCAGAGUAAACUGGCACUGGUUCUGUUCACAUACCAGCUCCAGCAGAGGCUCACCUCUGCAGGGUUUCCAGUCACGGCCAACGCAGCAGACCCGGGCAUGGUGAACACCGACCUGUAUGAGAAUCUCUGCAGCCUGGCGCAGCUGGCCAAAAGACCCGUGGCCUGGCUCCUCUUCCGGACCCCUGCCCAGGGAGCCUCCACCGCCAUCUAUGCUGCCGCCGCCCCUGAGCUGGAGGGCGUAGGGGGGUGCUACCUGUACAACGGGGGGAGAACGCAGUCUUCAGAUGCUUCCUACAACGAAGACCUGCAAGCCAAGCUGUGGAGGCAGAGCUGUGCACUGGUGGGGCUUCAGGAUGAGGGCCGCAGGGCGGAUUGAGAGAGGCCUCCAGCGCCCCUACACACGCACAGGCAGACCCCCAACAUGAUAUCAGAGCCCCAUCCCUUUGUGCCAUUUUCCCUCCAUUGCAGGGCCAGCCCCCUCUCUUACUCUGCUCUCAUUCUCUGCUCUUCUCUACAGCAGAUAAGAGAAGCCCUGGUCCAUUUGGCUGAAUAGCAAAAAUUUGCAAAACUGACAAUAAUGCCAUCACAAAGUUUCACACACACAUUCAAAUGGGAGUUUCUUCCAAAAUGGGGGCAACUGAGAGAUUACAAGCCAUCACAGAUCAAGGUCCACCAAAUCUGCUAUAACGUAGUGUCUGUGUUAAUAUGAGCCUCCCAGAAUCUACAGAGAACAGGCAGCACAGACGUGGUGUCACUGUGUUAGUGGUACUUCCAACCCCUCUGAAAAGGCUGAAUGCUCUCAGUCUCUGCCUUUUUUUUUUUGAGAAGAAAGAGACAUAUCUGCAGUGUUUCAAUACCACUUUCUCCCUAGACAAUCCCACCAUGCCGUUUGACUGUGAAUGGUCAUGCUAUGAUGGGGCACAGACCGGUGAAUAUGAGAAAAAUAAACGCCUCAUGUUGCAAUCAUAAUUCCAUCAUUCACAGGUGAAGGGCUCCAUCUGGACCAUGAUUAGGAUUAAUGCAGAGUCCGCCCCCUUCUCCUUUCUUGCACUGUGAACAUACAUAGCUGCUGCAGAAUCUUCCAGAAAAGACGCACCUUGUCUCCAUAGGUGACCCGCCUGUGUCGACUCCUCCCUUCAUCCUACUAUGGGUGAUAUCUCACUGAAAUCCUGUCGAUUAACAGUUACUGUGAUGCCUUUGUUGUGAUCUAAAUGUUUGUGUGUUCUGUGUU
Messenger RNA from Megalops cyprinoides (Indo-Pacific tarpon), 2463 nucleotides. It is a transcript of the gene dhrsx, whose product is annotated as dehydrogenase/reductase (SDR family) X-linked. The transcript has 7 exons. The record is from RefSeq and is a predicted model, not a curated record. Lineage: Eukaryota; Metazoa; Chordata; Actinopteri; Elopiformes; Megalopidae. Gene Ontology annotation, molecular function: oxidoreductase activity. Bases 769 to 1608 code for a protein of 279 amino acids.